UGAGGUUGGCCAAGCCUGCAGAGGCGGCGGCUAACCUCACUGUGUCUCGGCCAGCUGUCGCUGCAGGCUGCUCUCUUUGCUUCCAGCUGCUAAGCUCUGCCUCGGCUUCGCCAGGUGCCAAAAAUCAGCGCAAAGAUGCCGUCACAUCCAUCUCAGUUAGAGCACGCUAUGGAAAACCUUAUGUUCACUUUUCACAAAUUCGCAGGCGACAAGAACUAUCUAACGAAGGAAGAUCUUCGGCAGCUGAUGGAGAAGGAAGUGCCGGGAUAUAUGGAAAACCAGAAGGACCCAAUGGCCAUUGACAGGAUCAUGAAGAACCUAGAGGAAUGUCGGGAUGGAAAAGUUCAUUUCGAGGGGUACCUCUCUCUGAUCGCUGGGCUGACCAACGGCUGCAACGAGUAUUACGUGAAGAAAAUGAAGCCGACAGGGAAGAAGUAUUAAGAUGGGAGGCAGCUUUCCGUCCUCCACAGCACUGACCACACAGUUGGGCCUCUGCCAAUAGCUCCCAGAGAACCUACCUGUCCCUCCAGAGUCAUCCCAGUUCUUCUUAAAGGUGCCACUUGCUGCCUCAAAUGUAAGCGCAGUCGGGUGCAGGAGAAUCGAAAGGUCCCUAACCCCCCUUCCAAAAUGUUUGAACCCUCAAAUCACCCAGCCAGGAACCCCAAAGUCAGCUUGCCCUUAACCUAUACUCCUCUCUACCUGUGCUAUGAAAUAAAACAUUCUGAAUGGAGGAUUUUUUAAAAAAAACAAAAAU
This is a messenger RNA of Eublepharis macularius, 754 nucleotides long. It is a transcript of the gene S100A10, whose product is annotated as S100 calcium binding protein A10. The transcript has 3 exons. The coding region runs from base 136 to 441 and encodes 101 amino acids. Gene Ontology annotation, cellular component: cytoplasm. Lineage: Eukaryota; Metazoa; Chordata; Lepidosauria; Squamata; Eublepharidae. The record is from RefSeq and is a predicted model, not a curated record.